Cladocopium goreaui is the source of this 702-nucleotide messenger RNA. Lineage: Eukaryota; Dinophyceae; Suessiales; Symbiodiniaceae. The record is from the annotation of a GenBank genome assembly.
AUGGCAGCUGCUGGCGAUGGUGAUGGCAAUGGUGAGGAGGAUGGCGAUCGAGAUGAUUGGGGCUCUUGCGCCAUUAGCAUCGUGACUGUGCACAAGAUCUCGAUUGACAAGCGCCGGUGGUUUCCGGAGGUCCAAGAGCAUCAUGGCAGGACCUUCGUCACGGUCUCCAAGUCAGAUGCGGCCCUGUGUUUGCUGGUGACUGGCAAGGCCCAGAAUAGGCACAGUGCCCGUGCAUCCCACGACCUGAAUGUGGUCUGGUGGGCAGAAAUGCGCCAGAGGAGACAUGAUGCCUGCACUGCCCUGCUUCGGGCUCACAUGUUGGCGGCCGUCAAGGAAGGUGAGCCGGUGCCCAGGUUCAGGCAGGCGCGAGAAGACGACAAGUUCCUCGUGGCAAAGGACCUGGAGGUAAGCCUCCCGCCAUUCACCGCCUCCGACGGCACGCAGUUCGCAUCAAUCAGAUGCAGAAUGAUGUGGUCCGUCAAGUCGAAAGACCUACACAUCGAGCUCACCGAGACCAACCUGAGGUACAUCUUUGCUGCCUUAGAGUGCUCUGAGAGAGAAGAGAAAAAGGAAAAGGGCACUAGCAAAGAUGAUGGGCAAGAUGCACCAAGAUCACCCAGGAAGAGACGGAGGCUGAAGAGAAGGAAGAGCCAGGAGGCGAAUGGAGCAGAAGCAGAAGCAAGCAAUGACGACACUCGCUGA